Messenger RNA from Prorocentrum cordatum, 534 nucleotides. NCBI's taxonomy places the organism in Eukaryota, Dinophyceae, Prorocentrales, Prorocentraceae. The record is from the annotation of a GenBank genome assembly.
CACCUGCUGGCGAGGCUUGCCCCGGCGCCGGGCCAGCUCCGUACCAGUGCGUGCCGCACCGGGGAGCUGCUGAUGGUGCUGGCGGGCUGCCUCUUCGCGAUGCUCGGGGUGCUAGCGAAGCACGGCGCUGUCCAGGGUGCGCGGGCGAGCGAGGAGGCGGACGAGUUCAUUCUGGGGACGGUCGCCUGCGUCACCUCCUGCCUAUCCGGCGCGCUGAACCUGGUGCUCGUGGGCGCCAUGCAGAACAGGCUGGGCAUCGGCCAGCUGGACAUCGUCCUCUACACAGCGCUGCCCGCCGCGGCGCUGCUGGCCCUGCCCGCGUCGCUGCCGCACCUGACCUGCUGGCGGGGGGGCACCGCCCUGACCGACUGGCAGGUCCUGCGGGAGGUGGCCCGGCGGCGGCCGGCGGCGCUGUGGCUGCCUGUGGGCUCUGGCCCGCUGGCUCUGCUGUUCAACCUGCUGAAGUUCAGCGUCGUGCAGCGUCUGUCGCCCACGCACGCCGCCCUCGCCGGGAACUGCAACAAGUCCGCGGCC